GCAAUCCAAACAUAACUGCUCCGAUGAUCAACUCUUUAUUUUUUUCUCAGAAGAGGCAAGAAAGAGCGUGGCACCAUCUAAAUUGUGGGUGGCAUCGCCAUUCCUGGAGGGUGCACCGCUCACAAACCGCGCUGUUCUGGUAGUGAUCAGAACUGUGGCAGGCACAUUCCAGAGUAAUGUGACCUGGAACGCUCUGAUCGGUACAGAAAUCCAUAGUCUGCCCAAGAGCUGCAAAAGAAUGCAACUACAGAAUUAAAAGAGCUAUAAUCAAAGUUUAAUUUUAGAACUUGCUAAAAAUUGUUGAAGAUGGGAGGCGCAGUGAGUGCGGGAGAAGAUAACGAUGAGUUAAUUGAUAACCUAAAAGAAGCACAGUACAUCCGGACAGAGUUGGUGGAGCAAGCAUUCCGUGCCAUUGAUCGAGCACACUACUAUCCUGAGGAGUUUAAGGACAAUGCUUACAAAGACCUGGCUUGGAAACAUGGAAAUAUUCAUAUCUCUGCACCAUGCAUUUACUCUGAGGUGAUGGAAGCUUUGGAUCUAGAGCCAGGACUGUCGUUCUUGAAUCUGGGCAGUGGAACCGGUUAUCUGAGUUCUAUGGUUGGACUCAUCUUGGGUCCUUUUGGUGUUAACCAUGGCGUGGAGCUUCAUUCUGACGUUAUAGAGUAUGCAAAGCAAAAAUUGGACUACUUCAUCAGAACAAGCGACAGCUUUGACAAAUUUGAAUUCUGUGAGCCUUCCUUUGUUACUGGCAAUUGUUUAGAGAUCUCUCCAGAGUCUACUCAGUAUGACCGUGUUUACUGUGGUGCUGGGGUACAAAAAGAACAUGAGGACUACAUGAAGAAUCUGCUGAAAGUUGGGGGAAUUCUUGUCAUGCCACUUGAGGAAAAGCUGACGAAGAUAACACGUAUUGGUCCUGCUGCGUGGGAAACCAAGAAGAUCCUUGCUGUUUCUUUUGCUCCUCUGAUUCAACCCAACCAUGCAGAUUCAGGGAAGUCAAAACUUGUUCAUUUGCCACCAAUGACUGUCCGCAGCCUACAGGAUCUAGCUCGCAUUGCCAUCCGAGGAACUAUUAAAAAGAUAAUACAUCAAGAAACAAUGAGCAAAAAUGGAAAUGGGCUGAAAAACCCUCCAAGGUUCAAACGAAGGCGUGUUCGCCGCCGUCGCAUGGAAACCAUUGUUUUCUUGGAUAAAGAAGUCUUUGCCAGUCGCAUCUCAAAUGCCUCAGAUGAUAACAACAACUGUGAGGAGCUCGAGGAAGAGAGGAGAGAGGAGGAGGAAAAGGGUAUCUCUGAACUGAAACCCGAACCCCCUGUAAACUUUCUGAGAGAGAAGGUCUUGAGUCUGCCUUUGCCUGAUCCCUUGAAAUAUUACCUGCUUUAUUACAGAGAAAAAUAAGUUUCUUGUUCAUAGAAAGCAGAAAGGUAGAUAUGAAAAUAAAAUACUUUGUAGGGCUUGACAAAAAUGUGUACCACUUGCUUGCCUGUUAACAUGACCACACAUGGCAGUAGGCUGGCUGGGGAAUGUGGCUGCUGUAUACUUAAACAUCAUAGCUUUUUUAAGUUUCCUCUCUUUCUUGAGUGUAUGCUAUAGUUUUAUCCUGCAGCAGUGUUUCCUUUUAAAAAGCAAGCCGAUGAAGUGUUCAGUUGCUUAGAGUGAGAAGGAUUUAAUUCCCUGAAAACUAACUGCACAGAGAUGUCUAUUGAAAUCUCUUGGUUCACUUUUACCAAAUUUAAGUUUUUAAAUAUUCUUAGACAGUGCUCUAAAGACUUCAUUGCCCAUGCUCUCCUACUAACUUUGCCACAAACUGAGUAUACAUUUGGUUUCUUUUUUGAAGAACAAUAUUGGUACAGUCUGACCUGGUAAACCGUAUUUCUUCCAGAAAUCUGUGGAAAGCACAAAGAUACAAAAUCAGACUUUGAUAGUUACUUUGGGUUAUCCAGGUUUUGAACACUGAAGCAAAGCACUGGCCACCUUUUAGUUGGUGGGUCAGAGUGUAGCUUUAAACCUUACAUUUUUUUCGAUGUGGGGGAAAAGAAUGUUUGCCAGGGAGUUGGUGCUUCCUUCAUAGAAAACAGCUUCCUUGUAAAAUCCAGCUUGAGGUGAGAUUCCAGCUAUGUAAGGUUUAGAAAGAAGUAAGGAGAGUGAACUUAAUUCGGAGUUGCUAAACUGAUCAGCCGAGUUGCCAAGUGUCCUAGGGUGAUCAGGUUUGUGGCUGUUUUCUCUGGCAUCGUUUACAAUGAAAUUCAGAAAAAAAAAUAGCAAGGAGGAGGAGAAACAUAGCAAGGAGCUGAACAAGGCUGGUUCUGAUAGUGCACUCAGGAGACCUCACAUGAGUUAAUGUGUGACUCCUGUGCGGAACAUAGAGUAAGGCAGGCAGUCUCAGGCAUGGCUAGCUUGGACUGACUGAAGUAGCCAGUGUCCUGGGAAAUGAACCAAACUUUGUUUCUCGGAGGUUGUGCAGAAAGUGGAAACAGGCUAGGAAGCCAAAGUGAGUGAUUAUGCUACUGAUACACAAUGUUUAAGUGCCCCAUGUGGGGUUCUGCUGUAGCAAGGAGACUACAAUGCUGUUUAUGUAUGUCUUGUCCUUGUAGGUUAGGAGGAACUAGAUUUACAACCUUCCUAGUUCACUUCAUUUUUGUUUCUUUAAGUAGCUUGUGUAGAAAGACUUGAUAGCCAGCAAAUUUCAUGGAGUGUAAAUUCUAAUUUUUAUUCUCAAGUCUUCCUGUAAUGAUGGUAGGAGAUUUAUAGUCAUGUGUUGAGGGGAAGAUUGCUUGAUUAAUUUUUCCUAUUUGAAAAAAAAAUCUAUGUACAGUAUUGGGGGCUAGAAGGAAACAAUAGAGGCUGCGUUAAUUCGAAUCCCUCCUAGGUUAACAAAAUAAUAACCCUAUCAGUAGAUAAUCCGGCUAUAUUAGAAUAGUAUUUCCUUAUUAGCUGCAGUUGGUAGGCUUGAUUUUUGAUCUCAUUUUGCAUUGUCUCCUCAACUUGCUAAGAGGAGUGAAUGAAGAUUGUCUUGCCCAAAACAUGUUAACCUGGACUUCAGUACAUAGUACUGAGUCACACAAUUUGCAUUGACUGAGUUGUGUGUUUAAAUCCUGUGCAACACUUUGAAAAUGCAGAAUUUAGCCUACGUGUCCAAGCAAUGCUUUUAUGCUUAUUCGGUCCCUUUUAAGAAGUCUCCAAAUACCCACUCUGUACUUGUGACAACUAACGUGUCUUUUCUAUAGAAAACAAUGUAUGGCUGUCCAAUAAAAUCUCUAUGAACUGCAUUUUUUGUGGCCUCGGAGGAUAGUAUUUUCAAUUCUGUUAAACAUUUGUGUUUCAUGUUUGUCAUAGAUACAUAUGCCUUUCUCUCCAGAGGCAAGACAGAUUUUCACCCUUUGAGCAGCCUUUCGAUUUGGGCUACUAAGUCCCCAUCCAAUUUAUUAAUUGAAGGCAUUUCUACAAAUACUGUGUAGAAGUCUCCUAUUUUUGAAAUGGUCAAUAACAACUGGAAGUGGAUGUUUAUAUGAAUAAUCCAAUGUGUUGCUUCUGUUCCUUUAUCUUUGCAUUUGGCCCUGUUUGAUGUUUUUCCCUAUAACUAUAAAAGAGAUUUUGUCAGAUUUUCACCAGAUUUGCCUUCUUAUAACAUUUGCUAGAUUUUGUAAGGCUCUUUAAAACACAUAGAAACACAUUUUUCCCAUGUAUAAUUGAAUACAGCAAAUAUAUACACAAGCAAUUUGGGUUCUAGGUUGUCAGUGUCCCAUUGUCAAAAAACAUGGUAGAAAAUCUAUAUGUGUACUAUAACUGUGAAAUAGUGUAGUUUAGAGCCUGUAAAUAAAGGGGAAUUGUAAAUAUGAUUUUCCCUGUGCACAAGCAUUUGCACUGUAGUUUAGUACAGUAGAUUUGUGUGUUUAGUAGAUUAACUGUAGCAUACUAUUUUUUGUAUAGUCUAUUACCUGCCUUUCUGAUGACUGAUUAUUUUUGUUUUUCACAUAGUCUGCAUUUUAAAUGUCAUGUGACUUCUUUGUAGAUUUUGAUAGGAUACUAAGUACAUAAGGAAACAAGCGUCAAACUGUUGAAAUCUAAUGUAAGUUGAGAAAUAAGUGUGUAAAGCAAUUUUUUUGUCAUUUCUAAACUCAUGAGGCAUGCAAAAAUGUUAAGCAUUUGAAAAACAAUUUUAUUAAACCGGUGUUUCUAUAUCAAUAAA
This is a messenger RNA of Pelodiscus sinensis (Chinese soft-shelled turtle), 4186 nucleotides long. The record is from RefSeq and is a predicted model, not a curated record. NCBI's taxonomy places the organism in Eukaryota, Metazoa, Chordata, Testudines, Trionychidae.